CUAUGGCCUCCACAAGCAUGUGGAAAUCUUAAUGACCAAUUUCACAUGGUGUCUUUUUCUCCGUAGAAUGUCCACAGAAGACCAGAACAUAGAAGAGAGGCUUGUCUAUGAGGCUGUAUUCAGGCACUUCAAAAGAUAUAAGGUGGAAAUUUCAAAUGCAAUAAAAAAAACGUAUCCUUUCCUUGAGGGACUCCGUGACCGUGAACUCAUCACCAACAAAAUGUAUGAAGAUUCUCAAGAUUCUUGUAGAAACCUGGUCCCUGUAGAAAGAGUGGUGUACAAUGUGCUCUGUGAACUGGAGAAGACUUUUGACCUGCCACUUCUGGAAGCAUUGUUCAGCGAGGUCAACAUGCAGGAAUACCCCGAUUUACAUUACAUUUAUAAAAGCUUCGAAAAUGCAGUCCAAGAGAAACUUUUCCUCCAUGAAAGUGAGGGAGACGAGAGGGAGCAGAGGCUUAAUAUCCAACUAAGCCUUGAACAAGGAACAGGUGAAAACUCACAUCGAAGCCCAUCCUGCUCAUGUGCAGAAGCCUCGUCUUAUGAUGGUACAAUCCCACCUGAAAAUGGACUCUCAGAGCACCUCCGUGAAACAGAACAGAUAAAUGCAAAGAGAAAAGACACAACCAGUGACAAAAAUGAUGCACUAGAAAGCCAACAAGCAAAUGAGCAAUGUGCCCAGGAGUCUGAGCCAGCAGAGUCCUGCGAACAAGCACCUAUCCAAGUGAAUAAUGGAGAUGCAAGAAAGGAGACGCCCAGCCCAUUGCCAUGUGAUGAAGAACGAGCACAGCUACGCAACCAUGGACUCCAACUCAAUUCCUGUUCUGUACGUCUGGUGGAUAUAAAGAAGGAAAAGCCGUUUUUUGACACAAGGGUUGAACAGCAAUCCCAAGCAAGGACUAACUGUAACCAGGCAUCUGACAUAAUAGUGAUCAGCAGUGAGGACUCCGCAGAAUCCAGUGAUGAAGACGAGCCCUCAGAAGCCUCCCCCUCGAUACUGAAAAGUUGGCCUGCAAUCAAUAACCGGGACUCAUUAGAAUCAAGUGAAGGAGCAGAGACCCAAGAAGCUACCUGCUCACGACCUCAGAUUAUACCAGAGCCCAUGGAUUUCAGAAAAUCACCGACAUGCAGAAAAAGCCUUUGGAAAAGAGGUAAGAACAAAUUGGUAAGACCUGGAGACUCUUCAGAGUCCAGUGCAGACGAGGCAUCCCCGGGAGCCUGGAGCUCUGCAUUGGGAAGUGGACCUGAUGAGGAGGAUCUUGGAAAUGUUGUUUCCACAGCCUGUCUGGAUGAGAUCCAGAGCUGGAAGAAGAAGAAGUAUGUGCAUACAAGUGGAAAGGGGACCACCAGUGAUGACUUUUCAGAAUUGAGUAACAGAGAAGAGCCUCAGGAAACUUCUAGCUCAGCCCUAAGAAGUGGGUCAGGUAAAGAAGAUUAGGAUGCCAAGCUGCUACAAGAACUUGGAAAUGAGAAGUGUUCCUGUGUCAUGUGUUUUUCAAAAGGUGUGCCAAGAGGCCAAGAAGCAAGGACUGAAAAUAGCCAAGCAUCUGACAUCAUGGAUACCAUGGAUAUUGGAAACAAUUCUACUUUGGGGAAACACAGUGAGGAAAGAAGUAAGAGCCUUGGCAUCACCGUGAUCAGUACUAGACAGGCUCCUGAAAAGUCACUUUUGAAUGGUGGUUUUGUAAAACACUACUGUUUACAAUGCAAUGUUAUAAACAAGAGACAUUUAUGUUAUUUUUCUACUUUCUCAGGGAGAAAAACAGUCAUCACUGGGCCUUUGAAAAGACGCAGAAAAAGAGGUCCAAGAAUUCCCAGAGACAAAAAGAUGAAUUUUCGACCUCCUGAACUUCCCGUGACCUGUGGUGAGGUGAAGGGGACUUUAUAUAAGGAGAAAAUGAAACAAGGAGUCUCGGAGAAGUGUAUACAGAGUGAGGAUGAAAGGUGGUUCACCCUCAGGGAAUUUGAAGUUAAAGGAAACUACGGAGCAUCCAAGAACUGGAGGCUGACUAUACGCUGCGGCGGAUGGCCCCUGAAAAUCCUGAUUGAGAAAGGAUUUCUACCAAACCCGCCACGAACAAGAAAAAAGAGAUUACCAGAGUCUCGUGACAAUGCCUUAGUUGACCCUUAUCCGCAAAACUCAAAUGUAUGUGAGGUAUGCCAAAGAAGGGGACUGCUGUUCUGCUGUGAUACUUGUUCAAGAUCCUUUCAUAAGGAAUGCUACAUCCAGCCUAUAGAUGCUAACAGGAACCCAUGGAGUUGCCUCUUCUGCAGGGUAAAGUUUAUUCAGGAAAGGUUCUCAGACAGCCAACGACGUCAUCAGGAAUCUGAGGUCCUGAAGAAGCAGAUGCUGUAUGAGGAGAAGUUGAAAUGUGAGUUCCUCCUCUUGAAAAUCUAUUGCUGCUCAGAAAGCCCCUUUUUUGCCUCAGAACCAUACUAUAGUAAAGAGGCAUCCUGGGGCCAGAGGAAGCCCAUGUGGUUAAAUAAAAUCAAGAAAAAGCUGAAUAAGAAGAUGUACCUCCGAGUGGAGGGCUUUGUGCGGGAUGUGCGCCUCAUCUUUCAGAACCACAGGGCAUUUUACAAGGACCAGAAGUUCGUCAGGCUGGGACUUCAACUAGAGGCCAAAUUUGAGACUAAUUUCAAAAACAUUUUUGCAAUUCAGGAAAUAAGUAAAAACAGUUCUCAGUUUGAGCCCAUAGUUUGA
Messenger RNA from Ceratotherium simum simum (southern white rhinoceros), 2701 nucleotides. The record is from RefSeq and is a predicted model, not a curated record. NCBI's taxonomy places the organism in Eukaryota, Metazoa, Chordata, Mammalia, Perissodactyla, Rhinocerotidae.